AUGCACGAUUCAAACCGACAAUUCGCCGGGAUGACCGGCAAUCCCUACCAUGGCGCAUACGGCCGAGAUAUCGGAUGACGAUCGCACGGCCUCGUCGGCUGACGACAACUCUCCGUCGACGGCCAAGGCGCUGGGAAAGCGCAAAUUGACUGUUGACUUCGAAGAGAAGGUCGCCUGGACUGACUCCGACUCCGGCAAUGGCGAGAUUCGUAUGCCGCAGAAAGGCACAAAGCGUCGAGCCGUCUCCAAGGGGAAGAGGUCGGCCGGGAAGGGCGCUGCUAACGGAGCCAAGGCAAAGACAAGAGCGGCCGGCUCGAGGGGCGGGGCCAACAGCGUCGCUGAAUCGAGCGUCGAGGACGAAUAUGCAGACGCCAACAUGCCAGACUACCUGCUCCGGCGCAGAAAGGCAUUCGACCGAGACAUGGCGUUGCUGAGGGAUGCCGGUCUAAGGUUGCCGCCCGAUUACUCCGACAUUUACUUCUCUGACGACGAUCAUGUCUCGACACUCGAGCAGCGGCCCAAGUUUGACGAGAGCAGCGGCAUCAGACCGUGUCGGCCGUACAAGGAUAUUGAGCUCGAGUACUCGGCGGGGAUCAUUCCCGCCCCCAUCGCGCAGUACCUCCGCGACUACCAGAUCGCCGGCGUCCAGUUCCUGCACCAGCGGUUCGUUUAUCAGAGGGGCUGCAUACUGGGCGACGACAUGGGCCUGGGGAAGACGGUCCAAGUGGCGGCAUUCCUGGCCGUUGCCUUCGGGAAGACUGCCGACGAGAGGGACGCCAGGCGGAUGAGGAAGGUGCGCCGCGCCGGCGACCAGUGGUACCCGCGCGUCAUGAUCGUCUGCCCCGGCUCGCUGAUGCAGAACUGGAGGAACGAGCUGAACCGCUGGGGCUACUGGCACGUCGAUACCUACCACGGCCCCGGGAAGGAAGACGUGCUCCAGGCUGCCAAGGCCGGGAGGAUCGAGAUCAUGAUCACGACCUACGUCACCUACAAGAAGAUGCGCGAGGCCGUCAACGAAGUCGAGUGGGACUGCGUCGUCGCCGACGAGUGCCAUGUCCUGAAGGAUCGCAGGUCCGAGACGACCCAGGCCAUGGACUGCGUGAAUGCGCUCUGCCGCAUUGGCCUGACCGGCACCGCCAUCCAGAACAAGUACGAGGAGCUCUGGACCCUCCUGAACUGGACGAACCCGGGCCGCUUCGGGACCCUGUCCGAGUGGCACAACACCAUCACGAAGCCUCUCACUGUGGGUCAGUCGCACGACGCCACGCUGAAGCAACUCAGCAUCGCCAGGACUACGGCCAAGAAGUUGGUCCAGAAUCUGCUUCCGGACUUCUUCCUCCGGCGCAUGAAGACCCUCAUCGCCGACCAGCUCCCCAGGAAGACCGAUAAGGUCGUCUUCUGCCCCCUAACCGACAUCCAACGGGAUGCCUACCAAAACUUUCUCGACGGCAGCCAGAUCCCCUUCAUCAUCUCGGCGUCCGAACCUUGCGACUGCGGCUCCAAACGCAAGAGGGGCUGGUGCUGCUACAGCACUCUGCCGGACGGCAGACGGUGGGUGAGCGUCGUGUUCCCCAGCAUCCUGACCCUCCAGAAGAUCUCGAACCACAUCACUCUGCUGAUCCCUUCGUCUACCGAUCCGAGCGAGAAGCAGAGCUCGGAGCUUAAGGCGCUCCAGAUCUGUGUGCCCGACGGCUGGGACCAGCUCUACAGGAACCGGGACUCCAUGCUCAACCUGGCGAACCCCGAGUUCUGCGGAAAGUGGAAGGUCCUGCGGAAGCUGCUGCACUUCUGGCACGACAACGGGGACAAGGUCCUGGUGUUCUCGCACAGCGUCCGACUGCUUCGCAUCCUCCAGGACCUAUUCCACAACACAAGCUACAACGUCAGUUUUCUGGACGGCUCUCUGAGCUACGAAGAGCGCCAGAGGGUGGUUGACGACUUCAACUCGGAUCCGGCCCAGUUCGUCUUCCUCAUCUCGACCAGAGCCGGGGGUGUCGGCCUCAACAUCACCUCGGCCAACAAGGUUGUCAUCUUCGACCCGCACUGGAACCCCUCGUACGACUUGCAGGCCCAAGAUCGCGCCUACAGAAUCGGCCAGAUCCGAGACGUGGACGUGUUCCGCCUGGUCUCGGCGGGCACCAUCGAAGAGAUCGUCUAUGCCCGCCAGAUCUACAAGCAGCAGCAGGCCAACAUCGGCUACAACGCGUCCAGCGAGCGGCGCUACUUCAAGGGCGUGCAGCAAGACAGCACCCGCAAGGGCGAGAUCUUUGGCCUCAAGAACCUCUUCAGCUUCCACGCCGACCAGGUUGUGCUCCGCGAGAUCGUCAACAAGACCAACAUCGCCGAGGCCAAGGCCGGGGUGUACCUCGCCGACAUCGACCUGGACAAGAUGGCCAGGGACGAAGACGAGGAGCUCAACUACAUCAAGCAAGAGCCGGCCGACGACGAAGAGGCAGGCAUGAGCCAGCUGGCCAAGCUCAUCACGGCCGAGGACCAAGAGGAGCUCCUCCGCGCGCGCAAGGCGGCCCGCCCCCGCACCGACGCCAUCGCCGGCAUCCUGGCCUCCGCCGGCGUCGAGUACACGCACGAGAACUCGGAGGUCAUCGGCACCUCGCGUGUCGAGGCGCAGCUCUCGCGGCGCGCCGAGCUGGUCGCCAGAAGAGGAGGAGGAGGAGGAGGAGUUGGAAGCGGGGGAAGCCCGAAUGACGACACCGACCUGGACGACCCGGAAGGCGACAGCGCGCUGUUCGCGGACAGCCAGGCCAGCGCGGUCAACGGGCCGACGACGACGGGGGGCAACAAAAGCAACAACAACAAGAAGAAGAGGAGGAGCAACCCUUGGCGGAUGCACUACCGGUUCAACCCGCCGGAGGACGUCAUGCGCCGGCAGUUCUGCUCCAUGGCGCGCGAGUUCGGGUUCGCGAGCGCCACCGACUUUGCGCUCGUCGUCGAGAGCUGGACGCAGGAACAGCGGCGCAACUGCCUGGACACGUUCUAUAGGAUGAGGGAGGCCAAGAUCCUGGAGAGGGAGCUGGCGGCGGUCAGGAGGGAGGAGUUGAAGGACGAGAACGAUGUGGACGCGGGGACGGGCGAGGCUCGGACCGCGGAGGCCGGGCCUGGUGAGGUAAAUAUAAAGAAAGAGAACGAUGUGGAGGAAGGGGAGAUGAAGGACGAGAAUGUGGGGGAAGAAGGUGCGAAGGAAGAUACUUGUCAGGUGAAGGAAGAGGAAGUGAAGGAAGUGAAGGUGAAGGAGGAAAGGGCGGAUUCUGCUAGGAAGUUGUCUGUGAUGGAGGUUGAUAAGUUCCAGGAGGGGGAAGUGGCACAGAUCAAGACGGAGGAGACACAGGAGACGGAGGACGUGGUCAAGGCGAAGACGACGGGCGUCAAGAGGAUAACGACGAUUUUCCUAUCCUCUGAUGAUGAGGACGACGAGCUCUGAGUGCGGCUGGCCCGCGACAAGAGAGCAAUGGCAUUUUGGGCGGAAGAGAUACGAUACCCCUUUUGCUAACCCCUGCAUCCUUGAUUGUAUAGUCCGUACACUACUACUUUGUACAUCAACUCUUUUGACGCUAGUCAUCAACAGAGAGAGCACCAUACAGCCGUAGUCCAUCCAGAAAUGGGGGUCCAACAUCCCGGUCCGUGGAUGCUUGGGAUAGAGAAACUUGGGGUGAAG
Molecule: messenger RNA, 3673 nt
Organism: Thermothelomyces thermophilus ATCC 42464
Lineage: Eukaryota; Fungi; Ascomycota; Sordariomycetes; Sordariales; Chaetomiaceae
Exons: 1
Coding region: 50-3439 (1129 amino acids)
Molecular function (GO): ATP binding; ATP-dependent chromatin remodeler activity
Source: RefSeq, a predicted model, not a curated record